GAGUGAUAGGGAGCAGAUACUCAAAAUUUUUCUUUUAUAUCACUUUUUUUUUUACAUAUACUUUCCAGAAGACCAUGGAAGAAUUCAAUCNUACCUCAGUGACAGAGUUCAUUCUUGCUGGUUUAACAGAGAAUCCAGAGCUCCAAUUGCCUCUAUUCCUUAUCUUUCUAUCAGUCUAUUUGUUUACAGUUGUUGGAAACCUGGGAAUGAUCAUCUUGAUUCUGAUUAGUUCUCAGCUGCAUACACCUAUGUAUUAUUUACUCAGCAGCCUGUCCUUUAUUGACUGCUGUCAGUCUACUAUCAUUGUUCCUAAAAUGCUGUUGAANUUUGUGACANAGAAGAAUGUNAUCCUGUACCCAGAAUGCAUAGCUCAGUUCUAUUUNUUCUGCACUUUUGUAGUUGCAGAAUGUCACANGUUGGCUGCAAUGGCAUAUGACCGCUAUGNGGCUAUAUCUAACCCUUUGCUUUACAAAGUAACCAUGUCCUAUCAAGUCUGUUUGUUAAUGGUGGCUGUGGUGUAUGGUGUUGGCUUACUCANUGCUACAGCUCACACUGUCUUCUUGCUAAGACUGUUUUUCUGUAAGGCUGAUAAAAUAAACCACUACUUUUGUGAUCUUUUCCCANUACUUCAGCUGUCUUGCUCUAGUACUUUUAUCAACGAAGUAGUAGGAUUUUCCUUCUGUGCAUUUAAUAUUAUUGUACCAGCCAUCACCAUAGUUAGUUCUUACAUCUUCAUUAUUGUUAGCGUUCUGCAAAUUAAAUCCUCUGGUGGCAGAGUCAAGGCCUUUAGCACCUGUAGCUCCCACAUCUUGGCUGUGGCUAUUUUCUUUGGUUCGACAACAUUCAUGUAUCUACAACCAUCUUCAGUCAGCUCCAUGGACCAAGGGAAAGUGUCAUCUGUGUUUUAUACCAUUAUUGUGCCUAUGUUGAAUCCCAUGAUCUACAGCCUGAGAAAUAAAGAUGUCAAAGUUGCCCUAAAAAAGUUACUACAAAAGAUGUUUCCUCAAAACAUGAACAAAUUUGAAGAUGAUGUUUAA
Messenger RNA from Mus pahari (shrew mouse), 1037 nucleotides. RefSeq names its product olfactory receptor 150-like. The coding region runs from base 75 to 1037 and encodes 320 amino acids. The record is from RefSeq and is a predicted model, not a curated record. NCBI's taxonomy places the organism in Eukaryota, Metazoa, Chordata, Mammalia, Rodentia, Muridae. The transcript has a single exon. Gene Ontology annotation, molecular function: olfactory receptor activity; odorant binding; G protein-coupled receptor activity. Gene Ontology annotation, biological process: G protein-coupled receptor signaling pathway; sensory perception of smell. Gene Ontology annotation, cellular component: membrane.